AUGGCCCAAUUGGAGCCUACCAAGGGAGGCUACUACCUCUGGAACUAUUUACCCUCGGUUCCUGCCGCUGUCAUCUUCCUCCUGCUCUUUCUCGGCAUGACGGCCGUGAUCUCAUGGCGCAUGUACAAGACCAAGACCUGGUUCUGCCUCCCAUUCGCGAUUGGUGGUUUCUUUGAGUUUGCCGGAUAUUGUGCACGAACCUCAGCGCACAACAAGACGGGUCGGAUCAUGCCGUAUGCCGUCCAGAACUUCUUCAUCCUGCUCGGCCCAGCCCUUUUCGCAGCAUCUAUAUACAUGUGCCUGAGCCGUAUAAUUCGCGGAAUCCGUGCCGACCAUCACUCGAUGAUUAAGCCACGGAACCUGACCAGGACGUUUGUCUCAGGAGACGUCUUGUCUUUCGUGGUCCAGGGCGGCGCUGCGGGCAUCAUGGUCACGGGGAAGAACCCGAAACUCGGCGAGGGGAUCGUCAUUGCUGGGCUGAUGAUUCAGAUCAUCAUGUUUGGCCUUUUCGCAGCCACGGCAGUCAUCUUUCAGAGGCGGAUUAAGUCCAAUCCGACGAACGAAUCCUGCGACUCGUCCAUCCCUUGGCAGAAGAGCAUGCGUAUGCUUUUUAUUGUCAGCGCUCUAAUUAUGAUCCGAUCAUGCUUCCGCGUUGUCGAGUUUGCUACAGGUAACGAUGGAUACCUGCUGGGGCACGAGUGGACGUUGUAUAUUUUUGACUCUGUUCUCAUGUUUACGGUCAUGGUUGUCUACUACCUUUGGUACCCUACGUGGAUAACUCCAGAGAAGCUGGAAGGCGAUGUAUUUCUAGCUGAACGUGAUAGCCGCACCCCAUAG
Molecule: messenger RNA, 837 nt
Organism: Diaporthe amygdali
Lineage: Eukaryota; Fungi; Ascomycota; Sordariomycetes; Diaporthales; Diaporthaceae
Product: RTA1 like protein
Exons: 2
Coding region: 1-837 (278 amino acids)
Cellular component (GO): membrane
Source: RefSeq, a predicted model, not a curated record